This is a messenger RNA of Spizellomyces punctatus DAOM BR117, 1119 nucleotides long. RefSeq names its product small GTP-binding protein domain. Gene Ontology annotation, molecular function: protein kinase binding; GTPase activity; GTP binding. The record is from RefSeq and is a predicted model, not a curated record. The transcript is spliced from 5 exons. Lineage: Eukaryota; Fungi; Chytridiomycota; Chytridiomycetes; Spizellomycetales; Spizellomycetaceae. Gene Ontology annotation, cellular component: cell projection; cytoskeleton; plasma membrane. Gene Ontology annotation, biological process: regulation of cell shape; small GTPase-mediated signal transduction; cortical cytoskeleton organization. The coding region runs from base 301 to 879 and encodes 192 amino acids.
CGUCAAACGGACAAAUUGGGGGGUUGGCGGAGGAGUAGCAGAGUUAUCAACCAGUCCGCCUCGUUUCACUGCAACCGUUGACUAGAUUGGAUCGUUUCGUUUUGCGAAUUCGCCGUCUUUUGAGUGCAAGCAGUAUUGUUUGCGCACGCCCUUCGCAUCACUACGCGCGACAAGCUCUUUGCAGAUUACAUCCCAAAUCUGUCCCCCGUCGGGCCCGUUUGAGCCGGCCAGGAAUCCGACCGCGGACAAUCAUCACGCCUUCUUGAUAGAUUAUCGUGCAGGCAGGCGUUUACAGAAAACAUGCAAGCUAUUAAGUGUGUUGUAGUUGGUGAUGGUGCUGUAGGGAAAACUUGCCUCCUUAUCAGUUACACCACGAAUGCUUUUCCCGGGGAGUAUAUCCCAACUGUAUUUGACAACUACUCAGCAAAUGUAAUGGUGGAUGGAAAGCCCAUUAAUCUCGGUCUAUGGGACACUGCUGGACAAGAGGACUACGACCGACUGCGCCCACUAUCAUACCCGCAAACCGACGUUUUUCUCAUUUGCUUUUCGUUAGUCAGUCCCCCGUCAUUCGAGAAUGUCAGGACAAAGUGGUAUCCUGAGAUAAGCCAUCACGCUCCAAACACCCCUAUCAUUCUCGUGGGUACCAAACUAGACCUUCGUGAGGACAAAGAAACAAUUGAAAAGUUGAGAGAGAAGAGGAUGGCUCCGAUCACUUACCCGCAAGGACUUCAGAUGGCGAAGGAGAUUGGCGCUGUCAAAUAUCUCGAGUGUUCCGCAUUGACCCAGAAGGGCUUGAAAAACGUGUUCGAUGAGGCAAUCCGUGCCGUAUUGUGUCCCGUAGUACCGUCAAAGCGAACCAAGAAGUGCUUGAUUCUGUAGGCUGGGGGAAAGGUUUUCGUAUAGAAGGUGAAUGUAACAUCCCGGACGGGUUUAUGACUCUACAAUGCCAUUGGCUCGCGGCUUUUCCUUUCCCGUUUUCUUUUGAGUCCUCAUUGAGAGGGGAAGCUCGGAAUGGAUAGGCUGGAUUAAAUACAAACUUUCAUUGUAUCCUGCAUGUAGAGUUGCACUUAACAAUGGCCGGACAUGGAAAAACUUUUGCAUCGCACAGUUUGUUACACG